AUGAAGCUGAUUGAACAGUUUGUCGGCGGACUCAGCGAAUCAAAUAUCCAGCAAGCCAUCCUGACUCCUGCGGUCGACACCGAUGAAGUCAACAAAAUUCAGUUCGGCACUAACAAAUCUUUCAGCAGCAAACCGAGGUUUCCGAGAAAGAAAAAUUUCACCCUCAAGCAGACUCCGAAUCCAAAGUGCUCGAGAUGCGGAGACAACAAUCAUCUCGCUCAGGACUGCUACUUCAAAAACGCAGAAUGUCGAGUAUGUCGAAUGAAAGGACAUAUAGCAGUGGUGUGUAGAAAAACCCAAAACAAUCACUUGCUCGAAGAGAUUCCGUUUAACUACGUCGAAGGGAGCCUCGAAGACCCGAUACUGCUAAGCCUUAAAAUCCACGGUCGUCCAAUCGGAAUGGAAUUGGACACCGGCACAGCAACUCGAGAGCUCUUCGAGCCGAAAGGGUUCGUGAUUGUUCCAGUGGAGUACCGAGGUCGAUGCGAAGAUUUGAAGCUGUACCUUGUCGAUCGCCCAAACUUCCCGACACUCUUGGGUCGAUCGUGGCCAAGACUGCUCGGACUCGACGCGUUGGACAUUGAGAAAUGUCACUUCACAACGAGAGACUAUGGAAUCCAAGAAUCUCCUGCUGAAAUACCCAAGUCUCAGUGUUGA
Molecule: messenger RNA, 657 nt
Organism: Galendromus occidentalis (western predatory mite)
Lineage: Eukaryota; Metazoa; Arthropoda; Arachnida; Mesostigmata; Phytoseiidae
Exons: 3
Coding region: 1-657 (218 amino acids)
Molecular function (GO): nucleic acid binding; zinc ion binding
Source: RefSeq, a predicted model, not a curated record